AUGGAACUUUUAAAGCUUAAAGAAGAGGAAAAUGAAAUAGUCAUAAGAGCCAACAAUCUAACCGUCUCAACAAGAGAAGAAAAGUCUUGGUGGAGAAGGAAGGCAACUAGAUCUAAGAAAACUAUAUUAAAUAAUGUUUCAGCAUGUAUGAAAACUGGAGAUUUUGUCGCGAUUAUUGGCCCAAGUGGCGCAGGAAAGACCACAUUCCUUACAUCUCUGGCUGGCAAAUGUAACUUGGUCUCUUCAGGCUCAAUAGCAGUAAACAAUACGGAGGUCGUGAAUAUUCGGUCAGGCUUGAUCGAGUUGGUCCCUCAAUUCGAUGUUUUUAUGGAUCACCUGACAGUUUCGGAACAUUUGAUUUUUAUGACAGAAAUGAAACUCGGGAGCGUGAAUGAAGAAGAAAAUAGAAAUCAUUUAACAUUCCUAAUACUUGAACUCAAAUUAAAAGCACUAGAAAAUAAUACUAUUCGUAGUCUAUCAGGUGGUGAAAAGAGGUUAUUGUCGCUAGCAACAUCCUUAAUAGUAAGCCCGAUAAUUUUAAUCUGUGAUGAACCAACCACUGGUCUGGACAGCUACAACGCGUCCCUCGUCAUCGGUGUCUUAAAAAAGCUUUCCCAAGGCAAAAUAGUUAUUUGUACAGUCCACCAACCGUCCUCAGACCUCUUCAACGAGUUCAACUCAGUCUGUUUGAUGUCUGAAGGAAAUCUCGUCUUUUGUGGAAGUCAGAGUGAAUGCAAAAAUCAAUUUGAGCGGUUAAAACUUCACUGCCCAGUUAAUUUUAACCCGGCAGAGUUUUACAUACGCGCUAUAUCAAAUGGUUCUGUUGAGUUCUUGGAAAAUAACCAAGAACCUUGUUUUAGAACCGGUUCAUCACUGACAUUGCCACAGAUUAAAACAUGUCAAAGAAAUUGGUUUAAACAGAUACAACUAUUGAUUUGGAGAUCAUCUCUAUCAAUAAACAGAGACUUUAAGGAUUAUUUAUUACAGUUAUUCGUAAGUACGCUCAUCUCCUCUAUGAUCAUUGGAACCUGUUACGUCGGCAUAUCUGGAAGGACACAGCGAGGUGUUCAAGACCUAAAGGGCUUUCUAUGGCUUAUGUGCUCGGAAGUGUCAUUUAGCCUGUCCUAUGUAGCGUUGUACGCAUUUGAAGGUGACCUUACUCUAUUUAAGCGGGAAGUGGGCGUGUACAGAACUUCCGCUUUCUAUGUAUGCAGGUUUUUGUGUUUGUUGCCAAAGUGCCUAAUAUGGCCCAUAGCGUAUGUGUUGAUAGUGACUUUGGCGGUUGAGUUACCGAACUAUAUUUUAACUGCCUUCAAGUUCUCUUUUGCCCUCAUCAUCACAGCCAUUGCGUCAUCUGCCUAUGGUCUCGGUAUGGGUGCCCUCUUCACAUCAACCGGUGUAAUGGGUGACGUUAUGCCAUGCGCUGAUCUUCCACUCUUUAUCAUGUCGGGAGCCUUCAUCCGUCUGUCAUCCCUCCCAAUAUGGCUUCUGCCCUUGAAGUACAUAUCCCACUUUUACUACGGCAUGGAUGCCGUCAGCAAUAUUUAUUGGAGACAGAUUGACACGAUCGAUUGUCCCACCAACUCCACAUCAAUUUGCUACAAAGACGGUAUUGCAGUACUAACAGAAAAUGGAUAUUCAAAUAAUAUAAGUGAGAACUAUUUAGGCUUUGCAUUCGUUACUGUAUUAUGGAACCUUUUGGGUUACUACGGACUGAAAAGGGAAGAAAAUAAAGGGUAUAUUUAUUAA
Molecule: messenger RNA, 1749 nt
Organism: Pieris macdunnoughi
Lineage: Eukaryota; Metazoa; Arthropoda; Insecta; Lepidoptera; Pieridae
Source: the annotation of a GenBank genome assembly